This is a messenger RNA of Octopus sinensis (East Asian common octopus), 2946 nucleotides long. RefSeq names its product 3-hydroxyacyl-CoA dehydrogenase type-2. The coding region runs from base 132 to 911 and encodes 259 amino acids. Gene Ontology annotation, biological process: androgen metabolic process; fatty acid metabolic process; estrogen metabolic process. The transcript is spliced from 5 exons. Gene Ontology annotation, molecular function: estradiol 17-beta-dehydrogenase [NAD(P)+] activity. NCBI's taxonomy places the organism in Eukaryota, Metazoa, Mollusca, Cephalopoda, Octopoda, Octopodidae. Gene Ontology annotation, cellular component: mitochondrion. The record is from RefSeq and is a predicted model, not a curated record.
UUUAUUUUUCCAUUUUCAUUUAUUUACGCAUGCUAAUUUUUUUUAUUUCUUCACAGCACCUAACAUCUGAGUAGAAGUAACAAAGAGUUAUCGUUCCUGACAGGUGUUUUAUUAUCAACGAAGGUCGAAGCAUGUCUAUAAUCGCUUUGAAGGGCCUGGUUGGAUUGGUGACUGGUGGGGCAUCCGGUUUAGGUCAUGCAGUUGCAGAAAGACUGGUGCAACAAGGAUCUCGAGUUAUCCUGUGUGAUUUGCCAAACUCCAAAGGAGCUGAAGUUGCAAGCAAGCUUGGAGGAAACUGUAUCUUUGCACCAACCGAUGUAACAUCUGAAGCUGAUGUUGAUAAUGCGCUAGCAAUAGCCAAAAACAGCUUUGGUCGGCUUGAUGCAGUGGUGAAUUGUGCUGGAAUUGGUGUAGCUUUCAAAGUCUACAAUUUUAAAAAGGAAUUGCCACAUAGCUAUGAAGAUUUCAAAAAAGUUCUUUCAGUGAACACUUGUGGAUCUUUUAAUGUAAUCAGGCUUGCUGUUGGUUUGAUGGGCAAAAAUGAGCCAAAUGCUGGUGGGCAUAGAGGUGUUGUUGUUAAUACAGCUAGUGUUGCAGCCUUUGAUGGACAAAUGGGUCAAGUUGCUUAUUCAGCUAGCAAAGGAGCAAUUGUUGGUAUGACUUUGCCCCUUGCUAGAGACCUUGCAUCUCAAGGAAUUCGUUGUAUGACUGUUGCUCCAGGUCUCUAUGAUACUCCAUUGUUGGCAGACCUGCCUGAGAAAGUGAGGAAAUACUUAGCAUCUACAGUCCCAUUUCCCAACAGACUUGGUGAUCCUGCAGAAUAUGCUCACCUCGUACAGUCUAUUAUUGAAAAUCCAAUGUUGAACGGAGAGGUGAUACGUAUUGAUGGAGCACUACGAAUGUCACCUUGAAGUCUUUAGUUAUGACCAAGAUCCCACUUCACAAAUAUAGUUAUUUCACUACCGGAAAUACAUGUUGAUGAGAAUGUUUUGCUUGAUAUUCCUUUAGCUGUAAUUACAAGUUAGAAUGAGUUUAAAUUGGUUUGAAAUACAACAGAUUUAAAACUAAAAUACAUGAAAUCACGGGGGAUAGUUUGUUACUAGUUAUUGAAACUUUAGUUAACAACAUCUACCUAAACAGUCAUGAAAGCAUUUGCACACACACACACACACACACACACUGGAAUUAAUUAACUAUAUAAAAUAUCCAUUAAGAUAUAUUUUCUAUUUUCUGUGAUGUUAGAAUAUAACAAUUCCAUGCCCUCUUAGCUUUUACAAAUUUAUUAAAAUGAAAAAAGUCUUUUUUCUUGUUUGUUUUUUAAGCUUAAUUACAUUUCUUAGUGAACUUCUAAAUUAGUAUUAAUUUGAAGGUGAGCACUACCAAAUAAAAUGUAAGUUAAUGAGAUGAUAAUUUUCCUAAGUAUAUUAACCCUAUCUUUAGAGUGUGAAUUAUCAUUAUUUAUAUUUGUCACAUCUUAUUCUUGGAUAAUAUUUCCUAGUUCAAAUCCUGUCUGGAAAUACAUAUAUUUAUAUUGUAUUUGUAGGUAUGUACAUACACACACCACAAUAAGACAUCUAAUAAUAUAAUCAGAUCAAAAAAACGUGUCAAUAUAUUUUACGUAUACAGCUGAGCUUAAUACUUUGAAAAAUUGUAAUCUUAUUAACAAAAAUGUACCUCAGCUAUUUAAGCAUUUAUUCAAGAUAUGUGACAAAUUGAGUAUGUACACAAAUAUUCAUACUCAGUUAAAACCAUUUCACUGUAUUUGUGACAUCAUGUCUCAUGGUAAGAAAUCAAUAAGUAUUUGUUUGGGGGAAUGACAAUGAAUCAAAUCCUUUCCAAAGAAAUACAUUACCAUGAUAACGACAAUGUGCUAAACCAAAUAAGCAAUUUGAUUGAUGAAAAUGUUUAUUUUAGGUUAAAAGAAUCUUAUUAUGAAUUCUUUCUAAAAAGAAAAAAAACGGUGUUAUUUUUCUAGUUAUAAUAUUGGACAGUUUAUCUAAUUUGAAAAUUUAACAUUUUCCCCCUGAAAAUAAAUAGAAAAAAAGGAUCGCUUUGCAUUUCAUCUUUCUGCAGUUGGUAAAUUACCUACCUUUCAAAUACUGACAGUCGAUUUAAUCAGUUUCAUGCAUUUCCAAAAUCUUUGUGACUGUGCACGAAGUUUAGUGUUCUAUAAAGUAAUAAAUAUACAUAAAUUUUUUGAAUGUUUUAAAAACUCUUGCACAAGGUUGAAGCACAUACAUUUACAGAUUUACAUGGAUUGUUAUUAUUCCAAUAUCUUCUGAUUUCAUUUUGUUUUCUUAUUAUUUUUCCUUAUAUAAUGUGCUUAUAAAUAUAAUGCAAAGUAUUUUACACUGAUAUAUAUAAUAUAUAUAUUCAUUUGUAUUCUAAACUUCUUUUCAUAUAUUUUUGGUAUGGCACAUCUACAAGACUACCGUAUUUGAUGGCAUAUAUGAUGCACUUUUUUCCAAAACAACUGUCUCAAAAUUUUCCAAAAACUGUCUCAAAAAAUUCAGCUCAGGCCUUGUAUGUGAAAUUGAGCCUAUAUUACAUGUUUCAAUGCACUAAAAACUUUUCCCCUGAAUACGUGCUGCUGAAAUUGGAGUGCACCUAAUAUGCCUGCAUGUCUUGUAUGCCAUCAAAUAAGGUUAUCAGAUGGUCGUUCCAUCUCGAUUUUGAUCUGUCAGUUAAUAAUCAAAAUAUUGAAUACAUAGUAAAUAAAACUCAUUUUGCAUUUCUCUGAUCCAAAAUAAAUGAGAACACUUCUGAGAAUGAACUAAAGGAGAGAAAAAAGUGACAAAAAAACCAAAGCAAUCUUUUAAUUCAGUUAAAUUUAAACUUCUAAGAGGUUAACAUUCAUCUCUUGACUGAUUUCUUGAUUUCAGUCAGUAUCUAUGUGUUGCUAACCAUCAUACAAUAAAAGUAAAGUUUAUUUUUUGUUUAAAUUCA